Messenger RNA from Pterocles gutturalis (yellow-throated sandgrouse), 1881 nucleotides. RefSeq names its product tripartite motif containing 42 (gene TRIM42). Bases 1 to 1881 code for a protein of 626 amino acids. Gene Ontology annotation, biological process: positive regulation of DNA-templated transcription. Lineage: Eukaryota; Metazoa; Chordata; Aves; Pterocliformes; Pteroclidae. The record is from RefSeq and is a predicted model, not a curated record. Gene Ontology annotation, molecular function: ubiquitin-protein transferase activity; protein binding; zinc ion binding. The transcript has 5 exons. Gene Ontology annotation, cellular component: chromatin; nucleoplasm.
AUGUCCAGCAGAGAACCAACAGAAGGAAAAAAGAAUGAAAGCAAAGCUGAAGGUCAAAAGAUGUCAAGAUUUAGAACUAGGAAUAAUGCCUCUGUCAUUACACCAGAAAGGAAUGUCUCCAGCCAUCCUUUCCAUGACCUGCUUGCCUGUCCACUGUGUAACCAACUGUUUCUCCAACCAUUUAUGCUGCCGUGCAAUCACUGCAUUUGUGAGAGGUGUAUAACGAAAAGCAAGACCAAAGCUGAAGUAACUGAAAACUUUUACAUCAUCGUAUGCCCAGUGUGUAGCAAAGCACAUUGCCUCCCCUACACAAACAAAAUUCAGCUGAGGAACAAUUACCUGAGAGCAAAACCAGCCAAGAAUUACAUGCGCAGACAUGGCUUUCUAAGGUGGAGAUUUGACCACAGUGAAAGACCAGUCUACUGUGAAGCUUGUACGGACAGAAGAGUGGCAACCAAAAGAUGUAGAACAUGUGGAAUCAAUUAUUGUAACGAAUGUCUGCACUUAAAUCAUAGCAAGUCUGGUGCUCAAGACCACAUUUUCACCAAAGCACAUCAAGAAGAUCAUGAACAGUGGCACUGCUUACUGCACAGAAACACAGACCUCUCUGAAUACUGUCUGGAUGACCACGAACUCAUCUGUGGGUUCUGCAAGAACUCACUGCACAAUGACCAUGAGACUGUCCCCUUGGCAGCUACGUGUUCAAGAGAGGCUGCUUCCCUCUUUGAUACAAUUGCAAAAUUUAGAAAAGUACGCCAAGGAGUUGAUAAUGAUCUAAUGGAAGUUAUCCUGUUAAAAAAUAAUUUCAAGACCUAUAAGGACACCAAAAGGAAGGAGAUCAGAAAUGGAUUCUUAAAAUUACGUAUGGUUCUUCAUGAACAAGAAGAGGAGAUGGUAGAGUUGCUUGAAAACAUUGAACUUAAAAAACAGAAAGAAAUUUCAGAAUACAUAAACUAUACAUCCUGUCAGCUAUCAUAUAUGGAUGGACUUAUUCAGUACUCCAAAGAGGCUCUUAAGGAGGAAAGCCAGCUUGUGUUUCUGCAAUUGGCACACUGCUUAGUGAAAGAAAUAGAAAAUGCAGUUCCUUCCAUUUUCCAACCUAGUCCAUGCCUAAGAGAUGAUCCCUUAAGAAAACUUCAACUCAACUUUGAUGAACUUUUCUCCAUUUUACAGGGACUUGUCCCAUCCCUUAGUGGAAUAAAGCAGUCAGAAAGUGAGGCAGAAAAUUAUCCCUCUUCUCUUAAUCCAGACAUAAUGGUUCCAAGGCGUGUUUCAAGUACUCACAAAUCCAAGCAAGCAACAUUGUUCCAAAGCUCAUCUUUGUUUGAUUUAGGUGUGCUGCCUAAAGACGCUGUCAGAAGACCACACUCUACACCUCCCCAUCAUUCUACACAGAGUAAUGAAGCGUGUGCAUACCAGGAUACGGUCUGUGAAACUCCAAGAAAAGAAAGAAAACAUCACAUUGUUAAGUUUUCAAGUCCAGAACCUACAGACAAUGAAUCAGUCCCAGUCCCAGGACCUGUUGUUAUAUACCAGACAGCUGUUUACUCAAAAUGUGCCAAAAUUUACUGGACUUGUCCCACAGAAGACGUGGCUUUCUUUGAGGUAGAGUUUUAUGAAGUUGCUGGCAUUGGCCCUGAUAACAUCGUCCAGACACAACUAGCCAGCCAGCUGAGCAACAUACAGCAGCAGAACCUUGAGACAGGUAAUCUGGAUCCAAACACAGAAUAUCUUUUUAAAGUCCGUGCUGUCAAUGCAAGUGGUCAAGGAGAAUGGAGUGAGAUCUGUAAGAUAAUCACUUCAGAUGAAUAUGGGAAUAUCAAAGACAGGCGGGAGAAGCAGAAGAGUAUUCAGGGUGCUGUGCAUGAACCAUCUAGAUAG